Engraulis encrasicolus (European anchovy) is the source of this 2025-nucleotide messenger RNA. It is a transcript of the gene hoxa13b, whose product is annotated as homeobox A13b. Gene Ontology annotation, biological process: regulation of transcription by RNA polymerase II. The transcript is spliced from 2 exons. The record is from RefSeq and is a predicted model, not a curated record. NCBI's taxonomy places the organism in Eukaryota, Metazoa, Chordata, Actinopteri, Clupeiformes, Engraulidae. The coding region runs from base 171 to 1127 and encodes 318 amino acids. Gene Ontology annotation, molecular function: DNA-binding transcription factor activity, RNA polymerase II-specific; RNA polymerase II cis-regulatory region sequence-specific DNA binding.
GUCCUCUUUGCAUAUCACGUGCCCCCGUUCUGUCCAAUAAUCGCGCGGUGUUAAUGUACACAGGAGGCGCGUGAGUAUCCGUAACUCUCUCCCAGAGACGGUAUCUGUUUUUUCAGAGCUGAACAAUUUGGAAAAGAGCUCGCUACGCUAGUCUCGAUGUGGCGCGUGCUAUGACAGCGUCGUUACUUCUCCCCUCCUCGCGCUGGAUCGGUGAGCCGCCGGUGAUGUUCCUCUACGACAGCAGCGCGAGCCCGAUCGCGGAUCACGAGAUCAACAAGAACGGAAUGGAAUCUGGCGGCUUUGCGGGAGGCAACUUCGCCGCGAGCCAGCAGUGCCGAAACCUGAUGGCGCACCCGCACCCCACCUCGCUCGCGCCCAGCAGCACCUACGGAACCACCGAGCUGCCCUCGAGCGGCAUCAGCAGCGAGCCCGGUAAACAGUGCAGCCCGAGCUCUGCCUCGCUCCCCUACGGAUACUUCGGGAGUACGGGCUACGGAUACCCGUGUCGCGUGCCCCCCGUUCACCAUCACAGCGCCAAGCCGUGUGCGCAGCCCUCCUAUCACGCGGACAAGUACAACAUGGACACGCACACUCACGCGCCAAGCAGCGCCGUUACCACCGAGGACUCUUUCCCCGCGCGCCCCAAAGAGCUGGAGUUCGCUGCCUUCUACCAGAGCUACUCCCCGAGCCCCUACCAGCACGCGCCCAGCUACCUCGACAUGCCGGUAUUACCGGAGCCCCGAGGCCACCACGAGCCUCUGCUGCCCGUUACCGUAGACAGCUACCAGCCGUGGGCGCGAGGGAGCGGUUGGAACAGUCCCGUGUACUGUCCCGGGAAAGAUACCGCGAGCUCCGGGAGCCUCUGGAAAUCGGCCAUCCCAGAUCCCGGUGGGCCCGGUGGCGACGGCAACAUCCGCAGAGGCCGGAAGAAGCGCGUGCCCUACACCAAGGUGCAGCUACGGGAGCUCGAGCGCGAGUACGCGGCCAACAAGUUCAUCACAAAGGACAAACGGCGACGCAUCUCCGCGCAGACCAAUCUCACGGAGCGGCAGGUGACCAUCUGGUUCCAGAACCGCCGCGUGAAGGAGAAGAAGGUCGUCAACAAGUUCAAGGGCGCGAGCAGCUAAGGGGCGAGGCGAGGAUUUGGCGGGAGAGAGAGAACUAUAGGGCACGCGGAGGAAGAUACGCGGGACUAAAUAUGUUAAUUUAUUAUUUUUUUUCCCUGAUAGUCGGUGGUUGACUCCUCCGACAAGAGACCAGUCGGGUUUUACCGGUUUGGCGACCAGUUCCCUCCUCUGAAUUCAAUGUGAGGAGCGCGAGGGUGAUCCACCGGGGACAGUGGCACGCGUAAAAGCAGUUGCAGAGCCCGCGCUCUCUCCACUGGUAAAACACGCUGUGGACUGUAAACCGUCUCCCGGUGUGCUGUGCAUCUGGUCCAGGGGCCAAACGGUACCGGACCCCCAGCAGCGGAAUAGUUACCAGCUGAGUCCACGCGCACAUCUGCGGCACUCUGUCCAACUCCAGCGCGCAGUCUGAAGAGUCAAGAAGGAUCAUGAAGACUUCAGGGAGACAUGUCGAGACACGGCACGGGAAAUCACGGGCAGCUCGCAGUGCCCUUCCUCGCGGGUGCCAACAACACCGUCCCGCUUUGGCAUUUUUGAUUCCAGAAGCUCGUGUUGAAACGAAACGAAACGGGCUACCGUUCGUUCCCACGAGCCCGCCUCGCCAACGGUCCGUUCACAGCAGACUUUGAUUUUUUAUUUUAUGUUCGUUUUGUACAUAAAGCCGAAACACGAACAGCCAUAAAGCAGCCUGGAGCACUUCUGAACACAGGACAUAAAUACCCAGUUUAGCAUUUGAUGAUCAUAUCCACAUGUAUGCUGUUACUCAGCUCAACUUCUUAAUUUAAUUACAGCCGUCCGAAAUAAAAGCGGAAAUGGAUCUAUGAGUUGUUUAAUAUCUGUUUAUAUUAUUAUUUUGAUCCGAAUAAAAGGGCGGAAUGUUUGCCCACAGUAGCUGUCACAG